This is a messenger RNA of Menidia menidia (Atlantic silverside), 2470 nucleotides long. The record is from the annotation of a GenBank genome assembly. NCBI's taxonomy places the organism in Eukaryota, Metazoa, Chordata, Actinopteri, Atheriniformes, Atherinopsidae.
AGACGUGAAGCGGAGGAGGAUGACGACGACGACGAAGAAGAAAAAGCGGCCGGAAAACGCCAUUUUAUUGUUGUACAGAUUCAGCGAAGAAGGAUCGAGAAACGUCAGCAAAGGUCAGCCAAGAUGGGGAAUUUUGCUAGCCUGUUUAAAGGACUGUUCGGCAAAAAGGAGAUGAGAAUCCUGAUGGUCGGACUGGAUGCCGCUGGAAAAACCACCAUCUUGUACAAGCUCAAAUUGGGGGAAAUUGUUACCACAAUUCCUACCAUUGGUUUUAAUGUUGAAACCGUAGAAUUCAAGAACAUCAGUUUUACGGUGUGGGAUGUCGGUGGUCAGGACAAAAUCAGGCCGCUGUGGAGGCAUUAUUUCCAAAACACACAAGGGCUCAUCUUUGUAGUGGACAGUAAUGACAGGGAGCGCGUUGGAGAGGCCAAGGAAGAGCUGAUGAGAAUGCUGGCCGAGGAUGAGCUGAGGGAUGCAGUGCUGCUGGUGUUCGCUAACAAACAGGACCUUCCCAAUGCCAUGAAUGCAGCUGAGAUCACGGACAAGCUGAGCCUGCACUCCCUGCGCCAUCGUAACUGGUACAUCCAGGCCACAUGCGCUACCAGCGGAGACGGGCUCUAUGAGGGUCUGGACUGGCUCUCGAGCCAGCUAAGGAACGCCAAAUGAUCCGUCCGUCUUCCUCCCGUUCUGUCAGCUCUGUCUGCAGUGUUUUUGGGAAGCUGCACUGGCCCCGGUCACUCUCUCGCUCCUUUUCUGUUUCCUCCAAACUGUUGGACUUUGGCCAGUGCUCCCCUGCAUCCAUGUACUGUAUGUGUGUGUUUGAAUAAGCGUUUUUGAGGGAGUGAAUGAGUGUUGGCUUGUGUGUGUGUGUGUGUGUGUGUGAGCUAAGUGGGAGCAGCCCUGCUGUGCCUUGAACACAGUAUGCUCUCAGUCACCUCAUUGCUCUAGUGUCAUCCCAUCCAAAGGCGCUGGUUUCCACAAAGCAAAAAGCAACACAAGAUGCUGAGCGCUCUGUGUUAUCUACAAGAAUGUUUAAGAGACAAACCAAAUAACGAUUAAGUUUUAACAUCUGAUGAUGUCACAAAAGCCUUUUGAUAUGUUUCAGAUGCACCACCUAACAUUUGACAUUAAGUUGAUUUUGUGUCUUUUGAAGAUCGAAAAGAAAGAGCUUGAAAAAUCUCAAAAUAUCUCAGCUGCAGCUUUUUAAUUAACAGAAUAUAACUCUGUUUGCCACCAAUUUCUGUGAAGAUUUCCCUAAUUUCUUCAGCCCCACCUCUGAAAGAUGUCACAUAGUCUGGUAGUCUUUUCUCAUUUAGUCCGCAAAGGAUUAAAAGGUCCACGGUGCCUGGUUCUGAAGAAGGCAAUAAAUGUUACAGCGCAUGUUUACAUUUGUGAAGGAGUGAAACUACUGCAUGGUUUGUGGUUGUGUGUGUCCUCUGGGCCUGUGUGGGCUCUGGCUACGCCGUGCCCAUCGCGAUGAUGAGGCCUUUUUCCGCUUUGGUAAGAGUUGCUCCCACUCCGGCUCUUUAUUUACUCGUAGACCUCUAGUUUGUUUGUCUUGUGAGCGUUUUCUUUGGUUAGGGCCUGCUUUCAUGAUCUUUUUUUUAUUUACAUUUUCAUAUCAAUGUUACCGUUUGUCCGCGUAUGCCGUCGUUCGCUUUUGUGUGAGCCGCCGGCCGUUGUACUUAUUUUCUUAUGUUUGAAUAAAAAAAUGCUUUUGGGACCAAUCGGUUUUUCUCCAGAAAGGGCUGUUCAGUUCAGGUUUGGAUUUGUCCGUAAAGCGCCGGCUUUCCUCAGAGGAGCUGUGAUGGAUGGUACGUUGAGUCGGGCGCGUGUCAGCGGGCCCUGUGCGGGCUUGCCCCCCCCCCCCCCCGUUUAUUCACAUCACAUUCUGCCAUCUCACAAACCCGUCAGCUUACACAACACGGGCUCGUGUGAAGAUAGCUAUUUAUCGCUCAGCCAUUGCAGUGAACCCACACAACUCCUCAUCACUCUACACCAGCAGACAGUUGAAAUGUGCAAGUCAAAGUGUUUUUCCACUUUAGCGGAUCAGUUUCCCUCAAACCCAGAGAAGCCAGUAUUGAACAGUCUACAGCCCUGAGCGAGUGAGGAGGACUUAAACUGACCUCAGCAGGGAGCUUUGUGUUCCCCUUUUUCUUUUUCUUUUUUUUCUAUAACUGGACUGAUAGUUUCUUUGAAAGUUGGGAUGGAAUGACCAAUUCUCCAUGUGUUACAGUGUCUAAUUUAAAUAGAGGAGAUAUAAUCUGGUAAAUGGCAAAAAUAAAGAAAAGAAAUGUGUUUUAACUUGGCAUCUCCUACGUUGUUCAGAUGUGAAGCUUUAAUUUGCAAAAUGGUUUCUGUACGGUUGACAUGCUGUGUUUAAUGUAUUUCUUUUACGUCUUUUUAAACUCAUCCUGUAACAUCUGAUAAAUGCACUAUAUUAAAGAGAAUCUCUAUUAUAAACUCCUCA